AUGUCCACCACAGCCAGAGCUCGAAGCCGAACCGGCAGCAUCGGCGGCCGGAUGGACCGCGUUGCCAGCCGUAGCCGCAGUACCCGCCGCACAAGCACUGCCCGCCAGGCCAGUCGCAGCAAGUCUCAUUUGCCAGGAGAACGACGAACUCAGGUCAUGGUCGUGGGCCUUGGCAUGGUCGGCAUUGCGUUCAUUGAGAAGCUCCUGACCCUCGACACUGCGGGCAAGUAUUUUAUCAGGACGUGCGGCGAGGAGCCGACGUACGCGUACAACCGUGUAGGCUUGACUGAAUACUUUCAACACCGCAACAUUGAGGACUUGUAUCUGAACGAAGUGUCUUGGUAUGCCAAACAGAACCCAGACCAUUUUGCUUUUCACAUCGGCGAACAGGUUACCAGUAUCGACCCCUCGACGCGAACAGUCAUUACAUCACGUCAAAACACCUUCUCGUACGACAUUCUGGUUCUCGCCACAGGCUCGGUGGCUGAUGUACCGCCGUACGUCACCCGUGAGGAGGCCGCGCGGACGAAGGGCAUGUUCGUCUACCGCAGCAUCGCCGACCUGGAAGGCAUUAUCCAGUACGCAGAAAGGGACAAUGUCACGAAGGCGACCGUCCUUCUUGGAUUGGAAGCAGCCAAAGCAGUGUACGACAUGCCCGGUGUACCCGACGUUUCGAUCAUGAUCCGUCAAGACUACCCCCUGAACCGGCAGUUGGACGCUCCUGCAGGAGAGCUGGUGAUGAAGCGCAUCGAAGGCAUGGGUGUCAAGGUGUUGACCAGGUGCUCGCCCAAGAGCAUCUCGACGUCUGUGGACGAUGCCGGCCAGCCGACAUUUACCGGUUUCAACGAUCCACGGAUCGAAUCCGACAUGGUCAUCUUUGCCACCGGUAUCCGACCACGCGACGACCUCGCCGCGUCAGCGGGCAUCCACACGGCCCGGCACGGCGGUGUCAUUGUGGACGACAGCCUGUUGACUAACAUCCCCAACGUCUAUGCAAUUGGCGAGUGUGCCAGCUGGCGGGGAAACUACUAUGGCUUGAUUGCGCCUGGUGUGGAGAUGGCCGACAUUCUGGCGUUCAACCUCACUCAGACGUAUGGACGGGGCUCGCACGCACCCCGCAAGAUGAACCCCCCUGAUCUGUCUACCCGUCUAAAGUUGAUGGGUGUGGACGUCGCAAGCUUUGGAGACUACUUUGCCGACUCGCGUGAGCCCCCCAAACCAGUUCGCCCUGUUCCGGCUCCUGCGGCAGAGGGGGAGGUGGCGAUCAAGCAGGCCUUGCCGAGUCGACGACACUUGCUUGCCGACGGACCCAUCAAAUGUCUCACCUAUCACGACCCCAUCGCAUCCGUGUACAAAAAGUACCUGUUCACUGAGGAUGGUAAGCACUUGAUCGGCGGCAUGAUGAUCGGCGACGUCUCCGACUUUACAAAGCUUGUUGCGAUCACCAAGAAGAAGAAAGCACUCGACGUUCCGCCCUCUCAGUUUAUCCUGGGUGCCAAAGCAAACGGCGAGGAGAAUGGGGACGACCUAGACGACGACGCUGUCGUCUGUUCGUGUCACAACGUUACCAAGGGUGUCAUUUCUCAAUGUGUCAAGGACGGCAUCACCGAGUUACCAGACAUCAAGUGCAAGACCAAGGCUGGGGCCGGGUGCGGCGGGUGUGUGCCUCUUGUAACGGCCAUCUUCAAAAGCGAGAUGAAGAAGGCGGGCCACCAGAUCAACAAGAGCCUCUGUGCCCACAUCAAGAUGAGCCGUCAGGACCUCCUGGCGGUGGUCAAGGUGAAAAAACUGCAGGACUUCCGAACCAUCAUGGAGACCAUUGGCGUCCCCAACUCACAAGGGUGCGAGAUCUGCAAGCCCGCCAUUGCCAGUGUGCUUGCGGGUCUUCACAACCAGCACGUCAUGCUCCCAAAGCACCACGGCAACCAGGACACCAACGACAAGUUCAUGGCCAAUAUUCAGCGGAAUGGUUCAUUCUCUGUCGUCCCUCGCAUCCCUGGUGGCGAGGUGAAGCCCGAGCAGUUGAUUGCCAUUGGCCAGAUUGCAGCCGAGUACGGCCUGUACACCAAGAUCACUGGUGGCCAAAGAAUCGACAUGUUUGGCGCCAAGAAGCCAGACCUGCCCGAUAUCUGGGAGAAACUUCAAGCUGUCGGACUCGAGUCGGGACAGGCGUACGGCAAGUCACUUCGCACUGUCAAGUCAUGUGUGGGCUCGACGUGGUGCCGAUUUGGUGUCGGUGACUCGGUGGGACUGGCUAUUGACCUUGAGAACCGCUACCGCGGUGUACGUGCGCCGCACAAGUUCAAGGGUGGCGUGUCUGGCUGUGUGCGCGAGUGCGCGGAGGCCCAGUCCAAAGACUUUGGUCUCAUUGCCACGGACAAGGGUUGGAACAUCUUCAUUGGCGGCAACGGUGGUGCCAACCCCCGUCACGCUCUGCUUUUCGCCCAGGACGUGCCACCGUCAAAGGUCGUUCGCAUCCUGGACCGAUACAUCAUGUUUUACAUUCGCACCGCCGAGCACCUGCAGCGCACAGCGCCAUGGGUCGAGUCGUUCGAUGGGGGCCUCGCCAAACUCCAGCGCAUUCUCAUCGACGACGAGCUCGGCAUCUGUGCUGAUCUGGAGGCAGAGAUGGCGUCUUUGGUUGACACGUACGAGGACGAGUGGAAGAAGGCCGUCCAGAACCCCGACGUCCGCAGCAAGUUCCGCCAGUUUGUCAACACUCCCGAGCGCAGAGAGGCGAUCGAGAUCAUCGCCGAGCGCGGUCAGCCCCGCGCCGCGGACUGGCCCAAGGAGUUUCCCUCGCAAAAGUUUGCCGCAACCAGCCUGCCCACGCCGAAGUCUGAGUGGAAGUGGGUCCCGCUGGCCACAGUGUCCGACUUGGCGCCAAACGACGAAAACACGACGUCGGCGGCGGUGAGGUAUGGCAAGGACUCGCAGCUGGCCAUCUUCCACGUUCCGCAAAAGGGCUACUACGCCACACAGCAAAUGUGCCCGCACAAGCGCGCGUUCGUCCUCGACCACGGCAUCAUUGGCGACAAGGACGGCGACCUCUACGUCAGCUGCCCCUUGCAUAAGCGCAACUUUAGACUAGACAAUGGCGACUGCACAAACGAUGCGCAGUACUCGGUGCUGGCGUUUGAAGUCCGGGCCGAUGCCGGCCAGCUGCUCAUCCUCCUGCCCCCGGAAGACGAACUGGACGCUGUGAUUGGUGCGUCCAAGUGGAUGGUUCGCAAGGACACGGCAAAGGAGAUGGGCGGCGUUGCUGCGACCGCAACCAACGGGUGCGGAGGGGAGAGUGCGUGCGGAGAUUCAAAGUUGGAGUGGUGA
Molecule: messenger RNA, 3327 nt
Organism: Apiotrichum porosum
Lineage: Eukaryota; Fungi; Basidiomycota; Tremellomycetes; Trichosporonales; Trichosporonaceae
Exons: 7
Coding region: 1-3327 (1108 amino acids)
Molecular function (GO): 2 iron, 2 sulfur cluster binding; heme binding; nitrite reductase [NAD(P)H] activity
Source: RefSeq, a predicted model, not a curated record